Molecule: messenger RNA, 756 nt
Organism: Gossypium raimondii (Peruvian cotton)
Lineage: Eukaryota; Viridiplantae; Streptophyta; Magnoliopsida; Malvales; Malvaceae
Product: histone-lysine N-methyltransferase SUVR5
Exons: 4
Molecular function (GO): protein binding
Source: RefSeq, a predicted model, not a curated record
UCUUCAAGGCUGGGGGUCGGGGGUGGUGAACCAAUUCUGAGUAGCACAUUUGUGUGUGAAUACGUUGGGGAGAUCUUAGGCGAGCAAGAGGCAAACAAUAGGCUUACCAGGUAUGGUAGAGAUGGUUGCAACUAUCUGUUUAACAUUGGUUCUCAAAUAAAUGAUAUGAGCCGGUUGAUUGAAGGACAAGCACGAUAUUUUAUUGAUGCAUCCAAAUAUGGAAAUGUUUCGCGUUUCAUCAAUCAUAGCUGCUCGCCAAAUCUUGUGAAUCAUCAAGUUCUUGUGGACAGCAUAGAUUGUCACCGAGCUCACAUUGGUCUCUAUGCCAGUCAAGAUAUAUCUGUAGGUGAAGAGCUGACUUUUGACUAUCGAUAUGAACUCCUGCCUGGACAAGGAUAUUCAUGCAGAUUGAUGUUUUCCUAAUAUGCUCGAAUGCAAUGCAGUAUAAUGCACCAGAUACAAUUUAUUUUUGACAGGUUUGUCUAGGUCUCAAUUGUAUUAAUUCCUUUGUCAUGAUCUGUUGUGGUCUCAAUUGUAUUAAUACCUUGAGGAUUAUUGUGUUUCUAAUUUUUGAUGUUACAAAUAUAUAUUCAGUUGUCGACAGUUCUUAGACUAAAAUAUGCUGUGAUGUUCUCUUUUUUUUAUGAAUUAUGGAGAAUGUAUGGUAGAUUUCUGAAAUUUCAGGUAGGCAACGUAUAUGUUGUUGGGUUUUUAGGAUGAGAUGUCAAAAAUUUGUCUGUUCAGGACAGGAUUUUU